Messenger RNA from Vigna umbellata (rice bean), 3911 nucleotides. RefSeq names its product SNF2 domain-containing protein CLASSY 3-like. Gene Ontology annotation, molecular function: ATP binding. Gene Ontology annotation, biological process: gene silencing by siRNA-directed DNA methylation. The record is from RefSeq and is a predicted model, not a curated record. Lineage: Eukaryota; Viridiplantae; Streptophyta; Magnoliopsida; Fabales; Fabaceae.
AACUCCACUCUGAUACUCUUCCUAUUCUCAAUCUGUUUGCUUUCCAACCAUGGUUCCUUCUUCCAACUCAUUCUUUCUCUCCUUCACAUUCGCAUUAUCACUUAGUGGGCAAUAGAUUGAUCUUGGUGAUCUCCAGAGAGCAAAUAGUUCAUUUGGGUUUUGGCGUUCCUGCGUCCUUUGAGAAUACAAGAAAAAAGUGUUCCUUUGUUUUGUUUCGUUUUUUUUUGUUGUUGUUUGAAAAUGUAUCAGGCUGUUGCUCGCCGGACUCGAAGCAAGAAACCUUGGGUGGUCGGUGGUGGUUUGACAAUGGGUCGGAAAAGAAGAAAGGUGGAUGAAGAAGAUGAUGAUGAAGUGAUUUGCUUGGGAGAAAAUUUGGAAGGGGAAGGGGCUGCAAGAGAGAAAUUUGCAUCUGCGUCUGGGGCUUCAUGUUCAUCACCAGAUGAUAUGAAGAAUGGUUUCGCGUAUUUGGGAGAGACUGAGGAUGAUCCUGAUCCUGAUCCUGAAGAGGUGGUUGACCUCGAAGGCCAUGAUGGGGCUGAACUGAGGAUUGAUGAGUGUUACGAAACCAAGGGUUUUCAGGUUAAGGAGGAAGAGAGGGAUGAGGAGGGUGAAGGUUGUUCUGUAGCAGCUGUGAGAGCUGAUAAAGGUGAGAGCUUUGAUGAUGAUGAAUACGGUACUAAACCUGAAAAGCCGGUUGUUUUGUUGCCCGAUUCAUUUAGGGGUGGACGUAGUAGUUCUGAUGAUGGAUAUGAUUCGUUGUGGUCUUCAACGGAGAGUGAGGAUGUUGAGACUAGUGACGAUGAUUUUAAGGUUGAUGAGGAUGAUGAUGAUGAUGAUGUUGAGAGUGAAUACUCUAGCAGUGAGGAGAGUGAUUCUUCUGAAGAUGAUGAGAGGAGGGGAUACAAGAUGGUUAAGGAAAGAGUAAGAAAGGUGGUGAGUGAAUCUGAGAGCAGUAGAGUUUGGAGAAGGAAAGGUGAAAGAAAGAAUAAGCAUGUAGAGAAAGAGUUGGUGGAGAAAUGGAAUGGUGGUGAUUGUGCUAGCGUGGCUUCUAGUAAAUCAGAGAUCAAUAAGGAGGAAACAAAAAGGGCACAAGAGAAUAAACAAAGAGCAAACAGAGUAGAGAAUGUCAAUAAUGCUGAUCCUGAAGUUUUGAGUGAUCAGGGGAAAAGUUCAGGUCUCUAUGUGUCUUCUGAUGAUGAUGCACUAGAGGAUAAGGAGAAAGGAGUGAGGGAUCAUAAAAGGGUGUUUUUUCAAAACGAGACAAGAUAUUCAAAUGUGAUCAAUAAGUGUGGGAAAAAUAAUAAGGUCAAGGCCAAUGCUAAAGAAACUGGACAUAAAGAUGAGCUGCAUGAAAUGCUGAGGAUGUCAUCGACAACAAAGAACCACUGUUUUGAAUUCUUCAAUGAAUGCUUUAGGGGCAAGCGUGAUUCUGCUAAAGAUGUUUCAAGAGAUUUGGAUAAGAAGGUUGGUGUUGAUGAGGGUCAGACUCGGCCAUUUGGUUCAAGGGAGACAAUUUCUUUAAACUGGAACUCCAUGAUGAAAGAAAAACCUGUUGAGAAAUCUGAGUCACAGCAAGAGUUGGAUAUGCUGUGGGAAGAAAUGGAGAUGUUGCUUCAAGCUGAAAAAAUUGGAGUCCAGAGUGAUAAUAUAGAGAUAAAUGAACCAAGAGAAAUCGAAGAAAAUCCAGCCAUUCGAUGCAAACAUGACACCAUUUUUGAUGAGCAGAUAGGGAUUCACUGUAGAUGGUGUGGUUGGAUUGAAACUGAAAUUAAAUAUAUCACACCGCCAUUUAUAGAUUCUGAGAGAUAUGGCAGAAGGGUGUCGUCUGGUGGAGGGAACAGCUCGCGACUUGAUGGGGUUCUCUUCAGUGAAUGUGGUGAAGAGUCGGAAGCAGUUAGGUCUCACAAUCAUGGCACAGUUUGGGACCUUACUCCAGGCAUAAAAGAAAGCUUAUUUCCUCACCAACAAGAGGGAUUUGAGUUUAUUUGGGCAAAUUUGGCAGGAACCAUUGAACUUUCAAAGUUGAAGAUGGUUGAUCCUCAGAGUGAGGGUGGGUGCAUAGUUUCUCAUGCUCCUGGAACUGGAAAGACGAGGUUGACCAUGGUGUUUCUGCAGACAUAUUUGCAGGUGUUUCCUAAGUGUUUACCCAUUAUCAUUGCUCCUGCCAACAUAUUACUCACUUGGGAAGAUGAGCUGAGGAAGUGGAACAUAGGAAUUCCAUUCCACAAUUUGAACAAUGCUGAAUUAUCAGGGAAGGAACAUGCCAUUAGGGAAGUUGAUUGGUUAUUCAACCAACAGCAAAAAAAGGAUGUCAUAAGAAUGGUGAAGUUGUGUUCUUGGUACAAAGAGAAGAGCAUUCUGUUAAUCAGCUACAAUCUUUAUGAAAAGCUAGCCGGGGGAAAGUCUGAAGGAGAUGGGGAGAAAGAGAAGAACAAUAGAAAGAAUGGAAAACAGAAGAAAAAUAGAAAGAUCGUAAAAGAGAAGAAACGUGUUGAAACUGAAUUGGGAAAUGUUCUGAGAGACUAUCCUGAUUUAUUAGUUCUUGAUGAAGGCCACACACCAAGGAACAAGCGAAGCUGUAUUUGGAAGGUUCUCUCAGAGAGUAGAAGUCAGAAGCGGAUCCUUCUUUCAGGGACUCCUUUCCAGAACAAUUUUCUUGAACUCUACAAUAUUUUGUGCUUAAUGAAACCAUCUUUUCCUGACAGCAUACCGCAGGAACUCAAGAAGUUCUUGAAAAACAAACUGAUACAGGAAACGAAAGCUUCAAAAGACGAGAGUUGGGAACCCAUUUCUGCUGGAAAUCAAGCCGAUGAAAAGAUAAACCAGCUAAAGCUGCUGAUGAAUCCCUUUGUUCAUGUUCACAAAGGUAGUAUUCUUCAGAAGAAUCUUCCUGGUUUAAGAGACUGUGUGCUGGUUUUGAAGCCAGAAUGCUUGCAGAAAGACAUUCUGGAGAGCAUUGAUUGUUCUCAAAAUGCACUUAACUUCGAGCACAAGUUGGCCUUGGUCUCUGUUCAUCCCUCCCUUUUCCUAAACUGUGCUCUGUCAAAGAAAGAAGAAUCUGUUAUUGAUUCGGAGCUGUUGAAAAGGAUUAGAUUGGACUCUUAUCAAGGGGUCAAAACCAAAUUUCUGAUUGAGUUUGUGAGACUAUGUGAUGCAGUUAAUGAGAAAGUCCUUGUGUUCAGCCAGUUCAUUGAUACCUUAUGCUUGAUCAGGGACCAGCUGGAGUCAGCCUUCAACUGGAGUGUGGGAACGGACGUGUUGUAUAUGCAUGGAAAGCUUGAUCAAAAGCAAAAGCAAUUUCUCAUUCACAAUUUCAAUGAUGCAAAUAGCCAGGCAAAGGUGUUGCUAGCUUCUAUAAAAGCAUCUUCUGAAGGCAUUAACCUGGUUGGAGCUUCAAGGGUCGUGCUUGUUGAUGUUGUUUGGAAUCCCUCAGUGGAAAGGCAAGCUAUUUGUAGAGCAUAUAGACUUGGACAGAAGAGGGUUGUUUAUACUUAUCAUCUUCUUGCACAGGGCACCCCUGAAUGUGCAAAAUAUGAUAAACAGUCAGAGAAGGACCGCUUAUCUGAACUGGUAUUCUCAAGUAGGAAUGUUGAAAAUGAUAAGCUUGAAAAUGUUGGAGUGAAGUUUGAGGAUAAAGUUCUUGAUCUCAUGGUUCAGCAUAACAGUCUCAAGGACAUAUUUGGUCAAUGUCUGGUUCAACCAAAGGACAGAGAUUUGGAAACUUUGGGCCCUUAAUGCUCCAAGUGUUGGAAUUUUUUCAAGUUAUUCUUGGAUGAUUGGAAAAUUGUUUUUGCACAAUUUAUUUGAUACACAAAUUUAUGACUGCCGCAACUGCUGCCAUUAGUUGAAGACGGGAGUUCAUGAUUUAGUUUAUUCUAUCAUGUUUGUUUCACAGUUUAUGGGAAUUUGUU